Drosophila eugracilis is the source of this 1109-nucleotide messenger RNA. It is a transcript of the gene Nubpl, whose product is annotated as iron-sulfur protein NUBPL. Lineage: Eukaryota; Metazoa; Arthropoda; Insecta; Diptera; Drosophilidae. The record is from RefSeq and is a predicted model, not a curated record. The coding region runs from base 177 to 1034 and encodes 285 amino acids. The transcript has 3 exons. Gene Ontology annotation, cellular component: mitochondrion. Gene Ontology annotation, biological process: iron-sulfur cluster assembly; mitochondrial respiratory chain complex I assembly. Gene Ontology annotation, molecular function: ATP binding; ATP-dependent FeS chaperone activity; 4 iron, 4 sulfur cluster binding.
UUGCUAUCGAUUACUAUCGAAACGUAAAACAUCAUUUUAUUUAUUCUAUCGGGAUAGCGCCGCCACUAGUUUUGUAUUUUAGAUAUGGAAAACAGUUCUUAAUCCUGUUCGUAAUCUAACCUAUUUGGUUGGUGGAUGUUCAUAAGCUGAUUAAUUCCUGAUGUUAUGUUAUAGCCAUGUUCCAUCAGCUGAUCGGCAGUCUACGCCGCUCCUACGCAACUAAAAUGUGUGGGCACCAGGUGGCUUUAAUGGCGCGAGGACUGCCAAAGAAGGAACCAAUUAAUGGAGUAAAAGACAUAAUUGUCAUCGCAUCCGGAAAAGGAGGUGUAGGCAAAAGCACAAUCGCAGCUAAUUUCGCUUGCAGCAUGGCGAGACUAGGAAAGCGGGUGGGAUUGCUGGACGGGGAUGUAUUUGGGCCCACUGUUCCUCUUCUAAUGAAUGUCUAUAAUGAGCCAGUUGUAAACGAGAGAAAUCGGAUUAUUCCGUCGCAAAACUAUGAUGUAAAAUGUUUAUCCAUGGGUAUGAUCACACCCGUGGACGGAGCCGUAAUUUGGCGCGGGCCUCUUGUGAUGUCAGCCAUACAACGUCUGUUAAAGGGUGCUGAAUGGGGACUGUUAGAUGUGUUAGUCAUAGAUACUCCACCAGGUACUGGAGAUGUUCAUCUUUCAGUGUUCCAGAAUGCACCUAUCAGUGGUGUUAUUUUGGUAACAACGCCUCACAUUGCUGCCGUACAAGUAACUUUAAAGGGUGCAAAGAUGUACGAAAAGUUCAAUAUUCCAAUUUACGGCGUAGUGGAGAACAUGAGUUAUUCUAUUUGUAAAAACUGUAAUCAACGCGUGGAGCUCUUUAGAGACAGCAUAAUGAAUUCAUUACCUCGUAAACUUAUUUCCCUACCGCUUGACUUACACAUAUCGGAGUGCAACGAGAGUGGUAUACCAAUUGUUAUAAAGUAUCCGGACAGCGAUUACACAAAUUUAUUUCUUCAAUUAGCAAAGGAAAUUUGUGAAAUUCUUGAUAAACAUAACAAUUUGUAAUCCUAUCCAUGUGCGUAUUCUCUAAGGAAGUUUUAUAUAUGCAUACAUACAUAAAUAUAUACUUUUCUCGUUUCA